Messenger RNA from Cavenderia fasciculata, 402 nucleotides. RefSeq lists its product as uncharacterized. The transcript has 2 exons. The record is from RefSeq and is a predicted model, not a curated record. The coding region runs from base 1 to 402 and encodes 133 amino acids. NCBI's taxonomy places the organism in Eukaryota, Evosea, Eumycetozoa, Acytosteliales, Cavenderiaceae.
AUGAUAAUUGUAAUCAUGAUAUCACAAAAAAGUUAUUACAAAUUGGUGGAUACUGGUAGUAUGGAGGUGGUGGUGGUGGGAUUUGUAAUGACUAGAAGUGGAGGCAUUAAUAAUGAAUAUAGAAGCCUACAAAUUGAUUUAUCAACAGGUUUUUAUUUUAAUGAGGACAAUGCCAGAGGUAAAUUGACCAACGACGAUUUAAAGAUCCUUAAUAAUGUGACCGACAGUGAUCAAUUCAAAACCAUGGAUCCUAAAUAUGUUGCACAGUUGCCAUCCAUCAAUUCCUACCGAUAUGUCAUUUCAGCAGAAGAGAAAAAGGUUGGAGUCACUUUUGAUACAUCUGCCAACUAUCCAAGACUCAUCGAUCCUUUGGUAACAAUUUUUGAAAGAUAUAGUUCUUAA